CGCUCGGACAGCCGUUGUCCACCUCCUGUGAGGCAUUCAUUUGCUUCACCCUCGUCCUCCCCAGCCGUCCAUCCUCUCGCUCAGCUGAAAUGGCUGUACCAUCUCAGCAAUACGCUUUCCGCGCCCAGAAGAGCCUUGGACUCGUUGGGGGAACCCCAGACUACGCACCCUUGGAAGCAUUCAAGGCCCCGGAAUCUGCGGCGAGGACGUACCAGUACAGCUCCGAUGGUCGUCUCUUCGCUCUGGCACUCCCGGAGGGCGUGUUCAUCUAUCAAGCCGAAUCCGCUCAGCUCCUACAGCAGCUCCAGAUUCCCGGCGUGGUCGAGAUCAACUUUUCCCCUCGAGGAACUUAUAUCUCGACAUGGGAGCGGCCAGUCAAACUCGACGAUGGCUCUCAGCACAAGAACCUGCGCAUCUUCUCCGUGUCCACCGGCGAGGAGCUCGCGUCGUUCACGCAGAAGUCGCAGGAGGGUUGGGACGUGCAGUACACCAUCUCCGAGUCGCACGCGAUCCGGUUAGCGGGACAAGAGAUACAGGUUUUCAACCCGGCGGACUGGUCCAAGGGUGUCGUCGACAAGCUCAAGGUUGAGGGCGUCAAGAGUAUUACCCUGAGCCCUGGGCUGAACCCAUCCGUAGCCGUGUUCAUCGGCGAGAAAAAGGGUGCACCGGCCAUCAUCCGCGUGCUCGGCCUUCUGUCCCUCAACAGUGCUCCCACGGGCCAGAAGACCUUUUACAAGGCUGACCGGGCGACCAUCAAAUGGAACACGCUCGGCACGCAGGUCUUGAUCCUCACGCAGACCGAUGUCGAUGCGGCCAACAAGAGCUAUUACGGCGAAACGGGCCUCUAUCUUCUCAGCGCGGCGGGCAACUUUGACUGCAGGGUCACGCUGGACAAGGAGGGUCCCAUCCACGACUUUGCAUGGAGUCCAAACUCGAAGGAGUUCGGCGUCGUCUACGGCUUCAUGCCCGCGAAGGCCAUGAUUUUCGACCAGCGCGUGCGCACGCUGCACGACUUCGGCGCCGCCCCGCAGAACUUCAUCUCCUUCAACCCGCAAGGCCGGCUCGUCGCGCUCGCCGGCUUCGGCAACCUGGCGGGGAAGAUCAACGUGUACGACCGGCGCACGCUCGCGAAGGUCACCACGAUCGACGCCCCGAACACGUCGCACUGCGAGUGGUCCCCGGACGGCCGCUUCCUGCUCACCGCGACGCUCUCCCCGCGCCUGCGCGUCGACAACGGCAUCAAGAUCUGGCACUGCACCGGCCCGCUCGUGCACGUGCAGCUCACGGACGAGCUGUACCAGGUCGGCUGGCGCCCGACGCCCGUCGACGCCCUGCCGCCCUUCGGGCAGGCGCUCCCGCCCGCCCCGGCUCCCGCGCCGAGCGACGGGGAGAAGAAGGGGCAGAGGAAGCGGAAGGGGGGGAAGGACAAGGAGAAGGGGGGCGCGGGUGGUGGUAGUGCGGCGCCGAGCGGGGCGGCGACGCCCGUCGUGCCGCCCACGCCGCCGAACGAGGAUGCGAAGCCGACGCCUGGCAAGCUCGAGCUGAAGGUGAACGGGAAUGGAACGCUGCAGGUGCCCGGGGAGGCGGGGAACAGUGUGCCGCCGACGCCUGGCGGCGAGGCGGGGCUGGACCCGGUGGCGAAGAAAGUGCGGAAUCUGAACAAGAAGCUCAAGGCGAUCGACGAGCUGAAGGACAAGCAGAAGAAGGGCGAGCGGCUCGAGGCGACGCAGUUGAAGAAGAUCGAGACCGAGGCGGAGAUUCGGAAAGAGCUUUCGACGCUCACGAACAGCGCGGCGUGAUCGUACCCGCGCCGCGCCGCACCAUCCCACGUUGCUUCAUCUUCAUUUUUUUCCCCGUCGCUGCGCUUUCCGUUGUCGUCUCUUUCUUAUUUUGUCGUCGCGUCGCCGUGUGCGUCGACUUGAGUAAAGAGAAAACAAAAAAUGUGUUUUUAUUCGAAUGGAGAAGGGACCUUGUCACGCGAGGUUUUCAGCAUCCAUCCCCGCAUGUCCCUCCCAAUGACGCGAAAGAAAGAUCUACAAGGUACAUUUACGGCGCCGCGGCGCACUCUAGCAGCUUCUUCCCGCCGCCGCCGCCGCCUUCGGGGUAGUCCCCGAAGUCCCAGUCAAAGCAGUCGACGCAGUCCUCGUCCUCGUCCACGAGCGGCGGCACCUCCGACUCGUCGUCCCAGUCCUCGGCGAGCAGCUUCUCGACGAUGACGCUAAUCCCGUGCGUGCGGAUGUCGACCGCCCAGCCGAGCUUGGUGAUGGUGUCGUACCGGAGGAGCUUGCCCUGGUGGCAGCGCGACUCCAUCGCGUACCCGGCGAGGGCGCAGGUGGAGGCCAUGCCGGUGCAGGUCCCCUGCGCGAGCGGGUCGGCGGUGUGGUAGACGUGCGUGAUGUGCUCUAGGUUCGGGGGGGAGGGGAGGUGCAGUCUGCGGGCGGCGAGGCGCUCGGGAGGUGUUUCGAAGCCGACGGUGGGCGCGCCGAAGGUGGCGCCGAGGAGGGCGGCGAGCGAGCCGCCGAGAGAGUGGCCUAUCAGCCAAACGUUCGAGUUGGGGUACAUGUACGUGAUGUUGUUAUACAGGUUCUGGCGAGAAAGAAAAAAAGAAAAAAGGACGUGAGCCGGCCGCGCGCUCCCCGAAAGAGGUGAUCGUGAAGGAUGAUGAUAUGGAAAUGGGCCGCUCACGGUGCCGAUCUGGUAGAAGGAGCUGUCGUCGGUCAGGCUCUGCUCGAGGCAGUCCUGGUCACAUUUACCGCCGCCGCGGUAGCAGCCGCAGACGGGGGACCAGGUGGGGCCGACGCGGGCGCAGCAGCAGGAGAAGAGGAGGUUGUCGUUCAGCUUGUCCUUCUUGACCGUCGGGCCGCCGCCGCCGACGAGCCAGCCGGCGGAGGUGCCCUUGAUGGAGACGACGACGGUGCUGUUGUCCUCCGUCGCGAAGACGUGGCCGCGGAAGCCGUCUGCGUCGGGUUCCCAGCCGAAGGGGUAGCUGACGUUCCAGCCGUCGGGGAGGUCGUACCAGUCCUUGUCGCCCGGCUCGGAGUAAGCGUUGUUCGCCAUCAUCGCGAGUACCUGCAGCGUGCGCCUGCUGCCGAUGUCGGGCGCGACGACCUCGACGGGGUCCCAGUCCACCGGGCUCGUCGUCAGGUUCGCGGACGCGUGAUUCCGAUCGUGGCCGUACUUGAGCAGGAGGUCGCGGCCGUGUCUGCGCGCGGCGGUGAACGCGGCGAAAGAGGACGGCCGGUGGGUGGUCGCGCGGCGCGUGCGUGCCUCGUAGACCCUAACGUGAACGCGAGCGCGUCCGAAGGCGGCAGCCGGACGUCGCGGAAGAUGGUCCGGGACGUGUUCAGGGAGACGGCGUGCUCGUGGCGCAGCUCGAAGCGGAGCGUCGGCGUCGGCGUCGGCGUUGGUGGUCGUGAUGUCGGGUCGUUGAGGAAGAAUAACGACAACAAUAUGCGCAGGCUGGCCGGCAGGAGGCUCAGCAUCGUGCAGCCCGGUGAGGGACACAACCAAGUCGAG
Punctularia strigosozonata HHB-11173 SS5 is the source of this 3516-nucleotide messenger RNA. Its product is annotated as translation initiation factor eIF-2A. The transcript is spliced from 13 exons. Gene Ontology annotation, cellular component: cytosolic small ribosomal subunit. Gene Ontology annotation, biological process: translational initiation. Bases 90 to 1799 code for a protein of 569 amino acids. The record is from RefSeq and is a predicted model, not a curated record. Lineage: Eukaryota; Fungi; Basidiomycota; Agaricomycetes; Corticiales; Punctulariaceae. Gene Ontology annotation, molecular function: translation initiation factor activity; mRNA binding; tRNA binding.